Cololabis saira (Pacific saury) is the source of this 2195-nucleotide messenger RNA. RefSeq names its product flavin-containing monooxygenase 5-like. Bases 98 to 1762 code for a protein of 554 amino acids. The transcript has 11 exons. NCBI's taxonomy places the organism in Eukaryota, Metazoa, Chordata, Actinopteri, Beloniformes, Belonidae. The record is from RefSeq and is a predicted model, not a curated record. Gene Ontology annotation, molecular function: flavin adenine dinucleotide binding; N,N-dimethylaniline monooxygenase activity; NADP binding.
UGAUAAGGUAACAAGCAAAAGCUCAGCUCAUGCAAACCUGCAAGUUGUUUAACUUCCCACCGCUGCCGAGCAGGAUUCAUUAUUUAGAGGAGAAGUGAUGGUUGGACGUGUGGCAGUAGUCGGGGCUGGUAGUUCAGGUCUGACCUGUAUCAAAGCAUGUGUGGAUGAGGGCUUGGAGCCGGUCUGCUUUGAAAGUAGUGAUGACAUUGGAGGCCUGUGGAGAUUUAAGGAGACACUUGAGCCGGAGCGAUCCAGCAUCUACCGCUCUUUGGUGGUUAAUACCUCCAAAGAGAUGAUGUGUUUCAGUGAUUUCCCCAUGCCUGGAGAUUAUCCCAACUAUAUGCACAAUUCCCAGCUGCUGCAGUACUUCAGGCUCUAUGCUGAACACUUUGACCUGCUUAAAUACAUCAACUUUCAGACCCCGGUGAGGAGUGUUACACCAACACCAGACUUCUCUGUGUCCGGUCAGUGGGACAUCGUGACGAUAAAUAAGAAUGGAGAGGAAGAAAGGCACAUCUUUGAUGCUGUUCUGGUGUGUUCGGGUCACUAUACCCAUCCAGCCUUACCCUUGUCUGACUUUCAAGGACAGGAGACGUUUUCUGGCAGGUGUCUUCACAGCUGGGAGUAUAAACAAGGAGACGCCUACAGAGGAAAGAGGGUGGUGGUGGUCGGCAUUGGCAACUCUGGAGGAGAUAUUGCAGUAGAGAUUAGUAGAUUUGCAGAGAAGACAUUUCUCAGCACACGACAAGGGGCGUGGGUGGUUGGCAGGAUGGCUGGUAACGGCCUUCCCCUGGACAUGACGGCCCUCAGCAGGUUCAACAUCUUCCUGACAAAGCUGCUGCCCAAGACUCUAGUCAACUGGGCAGCAGAGAGAGCACUGAACCAGCGAUACGACCAUGGACUUUAUGGACUGAAACCCAGACACAGACUUUUGGACAGAGGACUUUUGGUCAAUGAUGAUCUUCCUGGCCGAAUCCUUCAGGGAGCUGUAGUCAUUAAACCCAACCUGAGAGGGUUUAAGGAUGCAGGAGUUGUAUUUGAAGAUGGCACCGUGGAGGAGAACAUUCAUGCAGUGAUUUUCUGUACAGGUUACCAUGGAAACUUCCCUUUCCUGCCUUCAGCCCUGCUUGAAGGACCCUAUGAUGAACUGACUCUGUACAAGAGACUGUUUCCUCCGUCUCUGCAACACCCCACACUGGCCAUCACGGGUCUUUUCCAAGUAAAAGGUCCAAUCAUGCCUGUAGUGGAGAUGCAGGCACGCUGGGCUGCUCAGGUCUUUGCAGGUUUGAGCCAUCUUCCACCUGAGAAUAUAAUGCUGGAAGUCAUCGAGUCUGACAGAAGGAGAAACAUGCAAAGUUACCCCUGCCCACGACAGGCUGCUCUGCAAGUGGAUUUCAUAUCAUACCUGGACUUCAUGGCUGAGCAGGUGGGUGUUCGGCCAAAGCUGCUGAGGCUGCUCCUGAGAGAUCCUGUGCUCUUUGUGAAGAUCUUCUUUGGUCCCUGCACUCCAUAUCAGUAUCGCCUAAGCGGGCCUGGACGGUGGGCAGGAGCUCGGAGCGCCAUCCUAACACAGUGGGAGAGAGUCACUCGGCCUUUCAGGACCAGACUGGUACCAGAAGCAGAGACGAGCACAUCUGUCCUGUGUUCCCCCUGGUUGAUCACAUUCGCAGGAGCAUUGAUGAUGGCUGCGCUUCUGUCGGAAAAGAUUAUCCAGUGCUGCAACAUGCAAAGCAGCUUCUGGACAGAAGCAAGAUUGUCCUGAGACUUGUGACAAACUGAUUUACAGAAUUGACUUACAAAUACACAAACCCACCACCUUUUACUGGAUUUAUUCUCUCUAAACCUUCUCACUGACAUCAUACUUUCUGUCACUAUUUUAUUAUUGAACGUAAAGACCAAGGCGUUACUUGCUGAAAGGAGUUUACUGCUUCAUCAAAUGUCAGUCCGGUGACCACAAUACAAUCUAACUCAUAUUUUGGGACUAUAUUUCUGAUUUCCAGCAAUUAUUAUGCCACAGGGCAGGGCCGCCGCAAGGGGUGUGCGAACCGUGCGACCGCACGGGGCCUCGCGCCUUGGGCCGUUUUUUUUUUUUUUUUUCAAAAUUUUUUUCCCACUUAUAAAUAUCAACAGUCACGUUCCAUUACAGACCUAAAUGUGUUUAAGUCUGUGCAUAUCAAUAAAUAUAUGUGCAAUGA